Messenger RNA from Lonchura striata (white-rumped munia), 11735 nucleotides. The record is from RefSeq and is a predicted model, not a curated record. NCBI's taxonomy places the organism in Eukaryota, Metazoa, Chordata, Aves, Passeriformes, Estrildidae.
AGGGCUGCGUGGUGCUGGUGGUGCUGCUGCCGAGGAGCUGGCGCUGAGACAGCCACCGGGAGGGACGCGCCAGCCCUCCCCUGCUCUCCUCUCCUCUCUUCUCCUCUCCUCGCCUCCCCUCUCCUCUCCCCGAGCUGCUGCCACACUUGGUUCAUUCCAGCUGCAGAAGCUCAGAGCCUUCCAUGCGGUGGGAUUUUUUUUCCCCUCUCCUCCUCCCGGGCUGAAAAAAUUCAGGGAAAAAAAAAAAACCAAAAAACCCCAAAAAAAACCAACCCAAAAGAAAUCAAAAUCACAAGCCUGACCCGCUUCCCCCUCACCUCCUCCCCCUCCUGCUGCCUUUCUCCUCUUCAUCCAGCCGAGCCGAGGACUAUCCCAAUCGCCGAGGGGAAGGAAAAAAGGGGGAAAAACCCAACAGCGGCGACCAGCAGAGCCCCAGCACGCCCCGUUCCUGCUGCUGCCCUUUGACAUGCAACCUUCCCUGGGAUGGGACCGGCCGGGAUGCAGCUGCGGCUUCGGCGGGCACUGGUGGAAAUUUGGGAUCGCGGCUCUCAUGACGGCGGAGGGGAGCGCCUGGAGCCGGGCGCUGCUGCUCUCCCUGGGGCUGCUGGCUGGAUCGGCCAUGGCCCAGAACUGCAGUCACACAUUGCAGGGCCCAAACGGGACAAUCCAGAGCCCAGGCUUUCCCUAUGGAUACCCCAAUUAUGCAAACUGCACGUGGACAAUCACUGCUGAGGAGCAGAACAGGAUACAGCUUGUUUUCCAGUCCUUUGCAUUAGAGGAAGAUUUUGAUGUAUUAUCCAUCUACGAUGGGCUGCCUCAGCAGGGGAAUCUGAGAACGAGGCUGACAGGAUUCCAGCUGCCUGCUCCCAUCGUCAGCAGUGGCCUGGUGCUGUCCCUGUGGCUCGUCAGUGACUACGCCGUCAGUGCCCAAGGCUUCCAGGCCAGCUACGAGGCCCUGCCCAGCCACACGUGCGGGAACCCGGGGCGGCUGCGGAACGGGGUCCAGCAAGGAACCACCUUCAGCAUCGGGGACCGGGUCAGGUACAGCUGCAACCCCGGGUUCUUCCUGGAGGGCCACGCCCUGCUCACCUGCCAGGCCAGCUCGGGACACGGAGCCUCCUGGGAUUUCCCUCUCCCCGUCUGCAGAGCCGACGACGCCUGCGGGGGGACCCUGCGGGGCCAGAGCGGGAUCAUCUCCAGCCCUCACUUCCCCCUGGAGUACGGCAACAAUGCAGACUGCACCUGGACCAUCCUGGCCGAGCCUGGCGACACCAUUGCCCUGGUUUUCAUGGAUUUUCAGCUGGAGGAUGGAUACGAUGUUCUGGAAGUUGCUGGCACGGAGGGAUCCUCGCUCUGGUUCACCGGGAUGAAUUUGCCAGCCCCUGUGAUCAGCAGCAAAAAUUGGCUGCGGCUGCACUUCACCUCCGAUGGCAACCACAGGCAGAAGGGCUUCAGUGCCCAGUACCAAGUCAAGAAGCAGAUGGAGCUGAAGUCCAGAGGGGUGAAGCUCAUGCCCAGCAAGGACAACAACCAGAAGACAUCUGUGUUAACUCAGGUUGGUGUGUCCCAGGGACAUAAUUUGUGUCCAGACCCUGGGAUUCCCGAGAGAGGCAAAAGGAUAGGCAACGAUUUUAGGCUGGGCUCCAGCAUCCAGUUCUCCUGCAACGAGGGCUACGACCUGCAGGGCUCCAAGAGCAUCACCUGCAAGAGAGUCAGCGACAUCAUCGUGGCCUGGAGCGACCACCGGCCCGUCUGCAGAGGUCAUCCUUUUGGCCAGGUGAUCAAACUCACCUUCGAGGAAUUCGAGCUGGAGAGAGGCUACGACACGCUGACAGUGGGGGAUGGAGGCCAGGUCGGAGACCAAAAAACUGUUCUUUACGUCCUGACGGGCACCACGGUCCCCGACCUCAUCGUCAGCACCCAGCACCAGAUGUGGCUCCUCUUCCAGACCGACAGCGUCAGCAACCUGCUGGGCUUCAAAGCCACCUAUGAAGAGAUCGACCAGGGCAGCUGUGGUGACCCCGGCGUGCCCGCCUUCGGCCACAGAGAAGGCUCCACCUUCCGCCACGGGGACACUCUGCACUUCGAGUGCCAGCCUGCCUUCGAGCUGAAGGGCCACAAAAGCAUAACCUGCCAAAAGAGCAGCCAGUGGUCUGCUCAGAAACCUGUGUGUGUUUUUUCCUGCUUUUUCAACUUCACCAGCCCGUCGGGGAUCGUGCUGUCCCCGAACUACCCCGAGGAGUACGGGAGCAGCCUGCACUGCGUGUGGCUCAUCAUCGCCAACCCCGAGAGCAGGAUCCACCUGGCCUUCAACGACUUCGACGUGGAGCCCCAGUUCGACUUCCUGGCCGUCAAGGACGGGGGCACGGCCGAGUCGCCCGUGCUGGGCACCUUCUCAGGGAGCCACAUCCCCUCCUCGCUGACCAGCAGUGGCCAUGUGGCCAGGCUGGAGUUCCAGACUGACCACUCCAUGGAGAAGAGAGGCUUCAACAUCACCUUCACCACGUUCCGGCACAACGAGUGCCCGGACCCCGGCGUGCCGGUGAACGGGAAGCGCUUUGGGGACAGCCUGCAGCUGGGCAGCUCCGUGUCCUUCCUGUGUGACGAGGGCUUCAUCCGCACCCACGGCGCCGAGACCGUCACCUGCGUCCUGCAGGAGGGCAACGUGGUGUGGGACAACGCCGUGCUCCGCUGCGAAGCACCCUGUGGGGGCCACCUGACAUCACCCAGUGGAACCAUCCUGUCCCCAGGCUGGCCUGGCUUCUACAAGGACUCGCUGAGCUGUGCCUGGGUCAUCGAGGCCCAGCCAGGCUACCCCAUCAAGAUCACCUUUGACAGGUUCAAGACAGAGGUGAAUUAUGACACCCUGGAGGUGCGGGACGGCCGCUCCUACUCCUCUCCCCUGAUUGGGGUCUACGAUGGCACCCAGGUGCCCCAGUUCCUGAUCAGCACCAGCAACCACCUCUACCUCCUGUUCACCACGGACAAGAGCCACUCCGACAUCGGCUUCCAGAUCCGAUACGAGACUGUGAAGCUGCAGUCCGACCACUGCCUGGACCCGGGCAUCCCGGUGAACGGGCAGCGCCACGGCAACGAUUUCUACGUGGGAGCCCUGGUGAGGUUCAGCUGCGACCCUGGCUACACCCUGAGCGACGGCGAGGCCCUGGAGUGCGAGCCCAACUUCCAGUGGAGCCGGCCCCUGCCCAGCUGCGAGGCUCUCUGUGGGGGCUACAUCCGUGGCUCCAGUGGCACCAUCCUCUCCCCAGGCUUCCCUGAUUUUUAUCCCAACAACUUGAACUGCACGUGGACAAUAGAAACAUCCCAUGGGAAAGGUGUGUUCUUCACCUUCCACACGUUCCACCUGGAGAAUGGCCACGAUUACCUGCUGAUCACGGAGAACUCCAGCUUUGCCCAGCCCCUGAAGCAGCUGACGGGCUCCCAGCUGCCGGCCCCGCUCAGCGCGGGACUCUUUGGGAACUUCUCGGCCCAGAUCCGCUUCAUCUCCGACUUCUCCAUGUCCUAUGAGGGCUUCAACAUCACUUUCUCAGAAUACGACCUGGAGCCGUGUGACGAGCCAGAAGUGCCAGCCUACAGCAUCAGGAAGGGGCUGCAGUUCGGCGUGGGGGACGUGCUGAGCUUCUCCUGCUUCCCGGGGUACCGGCUGGAGGGAGCGGCCCGGAUCACCUGCCUGGGCGGGAGACGGCGUGUGUGGAGUUCGCCUCUGCCAAGGUGUGUUGCCGAGUGUGGCUCGUCGGUGACAGGAACCCAGGGUGUGCUGCUGUCCCCCAACUACCCCCUGAACUACAACAACAACCACGAGUGCAUCUACUCCAUCCAGAGCCAGCCUGGGAAAGGCAUCCAGCUGAAAGCCAGGACCUUCGAGCUGGAGGCAGGAGAUGUCCUCAAGGUCUACGAUGGCACCAACAGCUCUGCCCGGCUGCUGGGCACCUUCAGCCGCUCAGAGCUGCUGGGCACCAGCAUCAACAGCACCUCCAGCUCCAUGUGGCUGGAGUUCAUCACCGACACUGCCAACACCAGCAAAGGCUUCGAGCUGCAGUUCUCCAGUUUCGAGCUCAUCAAGUGCGAGGACCCCGGCAUCCCCCAGUUUGGGUACAAGGUGCACGACGAGGGACACUUCGCUGGCAGCUCGGUGUCCUUCAGCUGCGACCCUGGCUACACCCUGAGGGGCACCAGGGUGCUGGUGUGCCUGACAGGGGAGAGGAGGGCCUGGGACCAGCCCCUGCCAACCUGCGUGGCUGAGUGCGGAGGGACAAUCAGAGGAGAGGCCUCAGGACGGAUCCUCUCCCCAGGAUAUCCAACUCCCUACGACCACAACCUCAACUGCAUCUGGACCAUCGAGGCAGAGCCCGGAUGCACCAUUGGGCUCCACUUCAUGGUUUUCCACACCGAGGAGUUCCAUGACGUGCUGCGGAUCUGGGACGGGCCGGUGGAGAACGGGAUCCUGCUGAAGGAGAUGAGCGGCUCGGGGCUGCCUGGGGACAUCCACAGCACCUUCAACUCUGUCAUCCUGCAGUUCAACACCGACUUCUUCACCAGCAAACAGGGCUUUGCCAUCCAGUUCUCAGUUUCCACAGCCACCUCCUGCAACGACCCAGGAAUCCCCCAGAACGGGAGCCGGAGCGGGGACAGCAAAGAGGCCGGGGACUCCAUCACCUUCCAGUGCAACCCCGGCUACGCCCUGCAAGGGGAGGCCCAGAUCACCUGUGUGCAGAUCGAGAACAGGUUCUUCUGGCAGCCAGACCCGCCCACCUGCACAGCUCCGUGUGGCGGGACCCUGACGGGCCCGGCUGGGGUGAUCCUGUCCCCGCAGUACCCGGAGCCGUAUCCCCCGGGGAAGGAGUGCGACUGGAAGCUGACGGUGUCCCCCGACUACGUCAUUGCCCUGGUGUUCAACGUCUUCAGCCUGGAGCCUGGCUAUGAUUUCCUGCACAUCUACGACGGGCCUGACUCCCUGAGCCCCCUGAUUGGGAGUUUUUAUGGCUCCCAGCUCCCAGAAAGGAUCGAGAGCAGCAGCAACAGCCUUUUCCUGGCGUUCCGGAGCGACGCCUCCGUCAGCAACGCCGGCUUCGUCAUCGAGUACACAGAGAACCCCCGGGAGUCCUGCUUUGACCCGGGGUCCAUCAAGAACGGCACCAGGGUGGGCACGGACCUGAAGCUGGGCUCCACCAUCACCUUCUACUGUGAUGGGGGCUACGACAUCGAGGGGGGCCCCACCCUCACCUGUGUCAUGGGAGGGGAUGGAAAACCCACCUGGAACAAGCCUCGUCCCACCUGUACAGCUCCCUGUGGAGGACAGUACACAGGCUCAGAUGGAGUGGUCCUGUCCCCAAAUUAUCCCCAAAACUACACCAGUGGCCAGGUGUGCCUGUACUCCAUCGUCGUGCCCAAGGACUAUGUGCUCUUCGGGCAGUUUGCCUUUUUCCAGACGGCGCUCAAUGACGUGGUGGAGGUGCACGAUGGCCCCACGCAGCACUCACGGCUGCUCAGCUCCCUCUCAGGCUCUCACUCAGGGGAAUCUCUGCCAUUGGCCACCACCAACCAGAUCCUCAUCAAAUUCAGCUCCAAGGGUCAAUCCACAGCCAAAGGUUUUCAUUUUGUCUACCAAGCCGUGCCCCGCACCAGCGCCACGCAGUGCAGCUCGGUGCCGGAGCCGAGGCACGGCCGGCGCCUGGGCAGCGACUUCGCCGUGGGCGCCGUGGUGCGCUUCGAGUGCAGCCCCGGCUACGGCCUGCGAGGCUCCCCGGCCAUCCAGUGCCUGGCCAUGCCCGGGGCCCUGGCACAGUGGAACUCCUCCGUCCCCACCUGCGUGGUGCCCUGCGGGGGGAACCUGACAGAGAGGAAAGGAACCAUCCUGUCCCCAGGCUUCCCUGAGCCCUACCUGAACAGCCUCAACUGCGUGUGGAAGAUCACAGUGCCCGAGGGAGCAGGGAUCCAGAUCCAGGUGAUCAGCUUUGUCACGGAGCAGAACUGGGAUUCCCUGGAAGUGUUUGAUGGAGGAGACAACACAGCCACCAUGCUGGGGAGCUUCUCUGGAACCACAGUGCCUGCGCUGCUCAACAGCACUUCAAACCAGCUCUAUCUGCAUUUCUAUUCCGACAUCAGCGUCUCCGCUGCCGGCUUUCACCUGGAAUACAAAAGUAAGAGCAGCUCCAGCCUUGAUCCCGCAGCUCCUGGAGAUGUUCUCUCCCUUGUUUUCCAUCCACUUCCCAAACCUUUGUGUUGUUUUCCAUCCCUGCAGGGCCACUCCCACAUCUCCUGCAUGCCGGGCACGGUGCGCCGCUGGAAUUACCCUCCACCCAAAAAAAACGCCCAGUGUGGAGGAACAGCAGAAGAGAUGGAAGGAGUGCUCCUGAGCCCAGGCUUCCCAGGAAAUUAUCCCAGCAACCUGGACUGCACGUGGAGGAUCCUGCUGCCAGUGGGGUUCGGUGCCCACAUCCAGUUCCUGAACUUCUCCACGGAGCCCAACCACGACUUUGUGGAGAUCCGGAACGGGCCCUACGACACCAGCAGCGUCAUCGGGCGCUUCAGCGGCGCCGAGCUGCCCGGCUCCCUCCUGUCCACCUCCCACGAAACCACGGUCUACUUCCACAGCGACCACUCCCAGAACAAACCCGGCUUCAAGCUGGAGUACCAAGCCUACGAGCUGCAGGAAUGCCCCGACCCGGAGCCUUUUGCCAACGGGGUGGUGAGAGGAGCUGGCUACAACGUCGGCCAGUCCAUCUCCUUCGAGUGCCUGCCUGGCUACCAGCUGAUCGGCCACCCCGUGCUGACGUGCCAGCACGGCACCAACAGGAACUGGGACCACCCCCUGCCCAGGUGUGAAGUGCCUUGUGGGGGCAAUGUCACUGCCCAGAAUGGGACAAUUUACUCUCCUGGCUUCCCCAACCAGUACCCAAAUUCCCAGGAUUGCACCUGGCUCCUGACAGUGCCCGUGGGCUAUGGGAUCCACCUGAAUUUCACCCUGCUGCAGACAGAGCCCUACAACGACUUCAUCACCGUCUGGGAUGGGCCCCAGCAAACCUCCCCUCAGCUGGGGGUGUUCACAGGCAACUCGGCCAAGAAAUCUGCCCAGAGCUCCUCCAACCAGGUCCUGCUGAAGUUCCACAGCGACGCCGCCAACGGAGGCAUCUUCGCCAUCUACUUCUACGCUUUCCAGCUUUUCCGCUGCCAGCCUCCCACCAUGGUUCCCAACGCCGAGAUCAUCACGGAGAACGAGGAGUUCAACAUCGGUGACAUCGUCAGGUACCGCUGCCUCCCCGGCUUCACCCUGAUUGGGAACGAAAUCCUCACCUGCAAACUGGGCACCCACCUGCAGUUUGAGGGACCCCCACCCACCUGUGAAGUGCACUGCCCCAUGAACCAGCUGAUGACGGAUUCCACGGGGGUGAUCCUGAGCCAGAGCUUCCUGGGAAGUUACCCCCACUUCCAGACCUGCUCCUGGGUGGUGAAGGUGGAGCCGGGCUACAACAUCUCCCUCACCAUCGAGUACUUCCUCAGCGAGAAGCAGUUUGAUGAGUUUGAAAUCUUUGAUGGUCCCUCUGGGCAGAGCCCCCUGCUGCUGUCCCUGAGUGGGAAUUACUCGGCCCCUCUGACGGUCACCAGCAGCGGGAACAGCGUUUUCCUGCGCUGGUCCUCCGACCACGCCUACAACAGGAAAGGCUUCAAAAUCCGCUACUCCGCUCCCUACUGCAGCCUCCCGCAGCCCCCGGCGCACGGGAUGAUCCUGAGCCACUCCGGGCUGCGCCCCGGCAGCUCCGUGCGCUUCGGCUGCGACGCCGGCUACCGCCUGGUGGGACACAGCACCACCACCUGCAGCCAGCACCCCCAGGGCCACUUCCACUGGAGGGAAGCCACCCCGCUGUGCCAAGCUCUCUCCUGUGGGGUUCCCAAAGCUCCAAGGAACGGGGUUGUUUUUGGGAAGGAGUACACGGUGGGCACCAAGGCCGUGUACCAGUGCAACCAGGGCUUCCAGCUGCAGCCGGGCGCCCAGCCCAGCGCCGAGUGCCUGCAGGACGGCGUCUGGAGCAACGGGGACCAGCCCCCUCUGUGCCUGGCCGUGACGUGCCCCGACGUGGGCAGCAUCGCGGUGGAGCACGGCCGCUGGCGCCUCACCUACGAGGUGCACUACCACUACAACGCCCAGCUGAUGCUCAUCUGCGACCCUGGCUACUACUACACGGGCCAGAGGGUGAUCAGCUGCCAGGCCAACGGCACCUGGAGCAUCGGGCAGCCCGUGCCCACCUGUAAAAUUAUCUCCUGUGGGGACCUGCCCACCCCUCCCAACGGGAACAAGAUCGGGACGCUCACCAGUUACGGGGCCACUGCCAUCUUCUCCUGCAACACUGGCUACACCCUGGUGGGCUCCCGGGUCCGGGAGUGCAUGGCCAACGGGCUCUGGAGCGGGGCUGAGGUCCGGUGCCUGGCCGGGCACUGCGGCGUGCCCAGCCCCAUCGUGAACGGGCAGAUCAACGGCGAGAACUACAACUACCGGGGCAGCGUGGUGUACCAGUGCCAACCCGGCUUCCGCCUCAUCGGCAUGUCCGUGCGCAUCUGCCAGCAGGACCACCGCUGGUCCGGGAAGACGCCUGUCUGUGUGCCCAUCACCUGUGGCCACCCUGGCAACCCACCCAACGGCCUCACCCAGGGCUCCCAGUUCAACCUCAACGACGUGGCCAAAUUCCAGUGCAACCCCGGCUUCCGCCUGGAGGGAGCUUCCCAAUCCCAGUGCCUGGCCAACGGCCAGUGGAGCAGCACCCUGCCCUCCUGCCGAGUUGUGAACUGUUCUGACCCCGGGCACCUGGAAAACAGCGUCCGGCAAGUGCAGCCGAGCGGCCCCCACAGGUUCAGCUUCGGCACCACCGUGUCCUAUCAGUGCAUCCACGGAUUUUAUUUGUUGGGAUCACACGUCCUGACGUGCCAGGGCGAUGGCACGUGGGACAGAGCCCUCCCCCAGUGCCUUUUGGUGUCGUGUGGCCACCCCGGGUCCCCUCCCCACGCACAGAUCUCGGGGGACAAGCACACGGUGGGCUCCGUGGUCAGGUACAGCUGCCUGGGCAGGCGCACGCUGGUCGGCAAUGCCACGCGGAUGUGCCAGCUGGACGGGCGCUGGAGCGGCUCCCUGCCGCACUGCUCGGGGGGCAGCCAGGGCGUGUGCGGCGACCCCGGGAUCCCUUCCCACGGGAUUGGGCUGGGGGACGCCUUCGACGUGGGCAGCGUGGUGAGGUUCAGCUGCGAGCCCGGCUACACCCUGCGGGGCUCCUCCGAGAGGACCUGCCACGCCAACGGCUCCUGGAGCGGCACGCAGCCGGAAUGCGAAGUGAUCUCCUGCGGGAAUCCCGGGACGCCCAGCAACGCCAGGGUGAUCUUCAACGACGGCCUGGUGUUCUCCAGCUCCAUCAUCUACCAGUGCAGGGAAGGGUUUUAUUCCACAGGGGUGCUGAGCAGGCACUGCACCGUCAACGGCACCUGGACCGGGACCAGCCCCGAGUGCACUGUGAUCAACUGUGGCGACCCCGGCGUGCCGGCCAACGGGCUCAGGCUGGGCAGCGACUUCACCUACAACAAAUCCGUGGUGUUCCAGUGCACUCCUGGCUUCAUGAUGGAGUCAGACAGAGCAGCUGCCCUCACCUGCACCAAGGACCGCACCUGGAACGGCACCAAACCCGUCUGCAAGGCCAUCACCUGCAGGGCUCCCCAGGCCAUUCCCAACGGGAAGGUGGUGGGAUCAGAUUUCAGCUGGGGUUCCAGCAUCAGCUACGCCUGCCUCGAGGGCUACCAGCUGUCCCUGCCCGCCGUGCUCACCUGCGAGGGCAACGGCUCCUGGAGCGGGGAGAUCCCCCAGUGCUUCCCCGUGUUCUGUGGGGACCCGGGGACCCCGGCCCAGGGCAGGCGGGAGGACCGAGGCUUCACCUACCGCUCGUCCGUGUCCUUCUCCUGCCUGGCCCCGCUGGUGCUGGUGGGGUCGGCGCGGAGGUUCUGCCAGUCCGACGGCACCUGGAGCGGGACCCAGCCCAGCUGCAUCGAUCCCAGCCUCACAACGUGUGCAGAUCCUGGAGUGCCUCUUUUUGGGAUGCAGAACAAUUCCCAGGGAUACCAGGUGGGAAGCAUCCUGUUCUUCAGGUGCCAGAAGGGAUACCUCCUGCAGGGCUCCACCACCAGGACCUGCCUGCCCAACCUCACCUGGAGCGGCGUCCAGCCCGACUGCGUCCCCCACCACUGCAAGCAGCCCGAGACCCCAUCCCACGCCAAUGUGGGCGCCCUGGACCUGCCCUCCCUGGGCUACACCUUGAUCUACUCCUGCCAGAGCGGCUUCUACCUCACCGGGGGCUCCGAGCACCGCACCUGCAAAGCCGACGGCAGCUGGACAGGGAAACCCCCCAUCUGCAUGGCCGACGUCCGUCCCAGCGGGAGGCCCGUGGGCACCGCGCGGGAGCCGCCGCUCGCCAAGGUCUCAGUGCCUGCGGAUGUGUUCGCAAGGAACUCCCUGUGGAAAGGCUCCUACGAGUACAUGGGGAAGAAGCAGCCAGCCAUGCUCUCUGUCACCAGCUUUGACCCUGCCACCAGCAAGGUCAACGCCACCUUGAUCGACCACAGCGGGGUGGAGCUCCAGGUGUCGGGGAUUUACAAGAAAGAAGACGUGCAUCUGCUGCUCCAGGUGUACCAGAUCAUGGGGCCGCUGGAGAGCUUUGCCAACAAGUUCAGGAAUGACAAGUGGGCUCUGGAUGGACACGUCUCGUCGGAGUCCUCGAGCGGCACCUUCGUGUACCAGGGCUUUGUGCGUGGCAAAGGCUUCGGGCAGUUUGGCCUCCAGAGACUUGACAUCAGCAUGAUGGAAAACGACCCCGAAUCCAUAGGCCACCACUUUGCAUCCAACAGCAGCUCAGUGGCAGCCGCCAUCCUUGUGCCUUUCAUCGCCCUGAUUAUUGCAGGGUUUGUGCUUUAUCUCUACAAACACAGGAGGAGACCCAAAGUCCCGUUCAACGGCUACGCCGGCCACGAGAACACCAACGUGAGGGGCACCUUCGAGAACCCCAUGUACGACCGGAACCUGCAGCCCUCGGACAUCGUGGCGGGCGAGGCCGAGUUCACCGUGAGCACGGUGUGCACGGCCGUAUAGCGCCGUGCCCGCGCGAUUCCCGUGGCCGGUGUCCAGUGUGGAUGAUCGUCCCAGCUCACCAUCCAUCCAUCCCCUCCCCACCUCCCUGCUCCCGCCCCUGCCGAGGCUGCGGAGAAGCUGCUGGAAUUCCCCGGGGGCUGCUGGAUCCACCUCCUCCAUCCUGCCGGAUCUCCAAGCCAAAGGUUCUGCUCCGGCCCCGCUCCCACACCUCGGCAAGGCCUGGUGGUGGGAAGGCUUUCCCGAGCUGCUCCCGGCGCCCCUGGAAGGAGCUUCCCAAACUUUGGGAAGAGCUUGGGCGACAAAGAGGUCGUGCACAAGAUGCUGGAUUCGUGGAAAAACACCUGGAUGGGACAGGAUGAGGAUUUGCGUGUCUGGGUUUGGGUUUCUGGUUGGAUUUUCUACCCCAGGGCUUGGGCAGAGGAAAGGUUUUCAAUGGAGCUUUCCAAACCUUGGGAAGCUUUUUCCCUCUUCCCUGUGUUUGGUUUUCCUUUGGGCAUUCCUGGCUGGAUUUACAGAAAACACCUGGAUGGGACAAGAUGAGGAUUUGGGUUUUCUGCAUUUGGGUUUUUGGGUCAUUUCUUGGUUGGAUUUUUUACCC